UUCUCAAGAAAGUUACUGGACGCAUUCGCUGGAAAUAAAGCAACGGGAUGGUUGUACUGCAGUGAAGCUAUUGUUAUACAAGUAAUAGUUUCACACAUGGGUUAGCAAUAAUUUUUACACAUGGGAAACAAAGUAGCGACUUUUACAGAGGAGCAGUUGGAGGAUUACCAAGACUGUACAUUUUUUACAAGGAAAGAAAUAUUAACAGUAUUCAAACGUUAUCGAGAGCUUGAUCCACAUCAUGUUCCUCAAGUCAUGACUGGAGAUGAAGCUCACACAAUCACUGUGCCUUUGGAGAAAGUGGAAAAAAUGCCAGAAUUGAAGGAGAAUCCUUUUCGACAGAGGAUUUGCAAAGUGUUUUCGAACGACGGGAGUGGAAACCUGACAUUUGAUGACUUCCUUGACAUGUUCUCGGUAUUCAGCGAGCAGGCACCGCGCAACGUCAAGCAGGUCUACGCUUUUAAAAUAUACGAUUAUGAUGGUGAUCAAUUCAUCGGUCCUAAAGAUCUGGAGCAAGCAGUAACUGCCCUUACAAGAGCAGAACUUAACGAAGAAGAAGUAUCCUUAGUUGUGGAGAAAGUUCUAGAUGAAGGGGAUUUGGAUGACGAUGGAAAACUUUCUUUCAUGGAAUUUGAAGCUGUCAUAUCGAAGGCACCAGAUUUCCUUGGGACAUUCCAUAUCCGGAUUUAAUAUACUGGAAUGGAAAUUGGCAUGAUAUUAGUACUUGUUCAGUAUGAUGAAGAAAUAAAUUUUUCG
Molecule: messenger RNA, 756 nt
Organism: Argiope bruennichi
Lineage: Eukaryota; Metazoa; Arthropoda; Arachnida; Araneae; Araneidae
Product: calcium and integrin-binding family member 3-like
Exons: 6
Coding region: 121-690 (189 amino acids)
Molecular function (GO): calcium ion binding
Source: RefSeq, a predicted model, not a curated record